AUGACAGGUCAGCGCGGCGCGAACACUUUAAUACCGCGCUGUUUCAUCCCACUUUUGGUGUGUUUGGCUUCCCAUAUCCCAUACAUCACGCCCACGGACUGCUGGCUGAACUUCUGCCAUCAGUCUGAAGGUCUGGCUACGCGAGACUAUUACAAGCUGUACAACAUGAGAACGCGGUUUUUGGGAUUUGUUGAGCUCCUUUUCGUUGUUUGUACAGUUCUUUCAUUUGGAGGAGCUUGUGGCCCAAGUGACUAUAAAUCAACUGUUGGGGAGUGUUGUCCAAUGUGCAAUAUUGGGUCAGUGGUGUACCAUGACUGCACUGGUGAUUUCAGUACCACAUGUAUACCCUGCAGUCCAGGAACAUUCAUGAGUGAACCCAAUGGUCUUUAUCAGUGCUUCCCGUGCAGACAAUGUGCUGAAAGGACAAAGGCAUCGGAUACAGAAUGUGUGGACUGCGCUUCAGGGUUUUAUUCUCCAUCGGGGCUGAACUGCACCAAAUGGACAGACUGUGCAGCCAGAAAUGAGAUUCAGGCAGAAGAUGGCAGUCCUGUAAAAGAUGUCACAUGUGAACAGAAGCCAAAGGAAAUAUAUGGUCUUGUAGAUUUAAUUGCAGCUUCCUUAGCAGAAUUCUACAGAAGUUUAUUCUCUGAAGUUCAGAAGGCCAAUAAUGAAGAAAAAAGUGACGUUUAUCCAGGAGCCUCAACACAGGGCACUUGACAAGUAGCAUCAUUUUGAGUAGCCACAUUCUGAAAUCCUGGCAACAGUUUGUGGAGACCACCAUGCCAUUAAUUAAUUUUAAUUUUAGAUUUCUUUUUUGACAAAUAUAAACUGUAGUUAUUUUUGGAUGGAUCUAUAUGAAAGAAAUUCUGAUAAAAGGUCUAUACCACUGGUCUAUAUGUAUGACUGGAUUGCUCAUAAAAUUCUAAACUGCCAGCAAGCGGGAAGUGUUGAAGUGGUCAUAUUGCUAUUCCACACUGGCAUCAUUGACUGACAGCUUAAUUGUUUCUUUGGCUGUUGUCUGAAAUAUUUAUGGUCUUUUCAUGCAGCAUAAUCAAUAUAGUAUAGAAAUUGCUGACGAGUGUCUACUGCACACUCCUGACACAAAAUGUCAUUAUGUAUGUAACAUUACACAAGAGCAUAUAUAUCGGCUCAUUAGCAGAAACUGAUGAGUGUACAAUAACUAUUACAAUACAAGCAUUUUACUAUAUCGUACUAAUAUUAAAAUAAUUCAGUGUUUACAAUGCAUCAUCUUGUUUGGAGCA
Molecule: messenger RNA, 1262 nt
Organism: Sinocyclocheilus rhinocerous
Lineage: Eukaryota; Metazoa; Chordata; Actinopteri; Cypriniformes; Cyprinidae
Product: tumor necrosis factor receptor superfamily member 16-like
Exons: 6
Coding region: 1-717 (238 amino acids)
Biological process (GO): defense response to Gram-negative bacterium; defense response to Gram-positive bacterium; positive regulation of T cell migration
Cellular component (GO): external side of plasma membrane
Molecular function (GO): protein binding
Source: RefSeq, a predicted model, not a curated record